GGGGGCUGCAUAAUGGCAAAAACGGUUUGCCUGAGAAAUCCACAUGAAUGGCAUCCUUAUGUUCAUCAAUAUGGGUAUUAUGAUCCAGUAACAGUUGGUAGUAUUGACGGUACAGACACGACUCCACAUGAUCGAGCAAUUCAGCGCGCCUUAACGUCGUCUUAUAGGAGUAAAGAACACGUUUUUAACUGGGAUCCAAAGGCUACAAUAUUUAUAGGGAGGCUACCUUAUCAUACAUCAAAAAUUUGUUUACAAAAAGCACUGCAUGAACUGUUGAAUGAACACUUAGGAAAUGAUUUAAAUAGUAAAUCUAGAAAAUACUGCCGUAGUCGUUCCCCAUUUUCCUGCGACGAAAUUUGGCCGAAAAUUCAUAUUGUUCACAACAUUGUUACUGGCUAUCCAUGUGGCUAUGCAUUUGCAUAUUUUUCAUCAGAAUCAGAUGCUGAACGUGUACUGCAUGCUUGGCGUAAUCAAACUACUGUUUCAAAGAAAUUAUACAGUGGACUAAAAGAUGAACGACACUGUGGUUUAGAUAUACCUAAUGGUGAUAAGGUGAUUUUAGAACCGUAUUUUGGUGGUACACUGCCUGGUUGGAAACCACGUCGUCUUGGAGGCGGAUUAGGUGGUCGUAAAGAAGCUGGACAGUUACGAUUUGGCGGAAUCGCUCGUCCUUUCAGACGUCCGUUUACUGCAAAUAGUUCAUCUUUGAGAGAAAAGAAAACAAAGUUUUUCAGAGAUUAAGUUUUAUUUACUUAGAAAAUUACAAUCGAUUUACACAUAUGGUCAUCGAAAUAUUGAUAUGAAUAUCUCAAUGUUUUCAUUUGUAUUUCUUGGUUGUUAUUUUUUCUCUAAUAUUUUUCUUACAUGGUUUUCGAAUUCCAGGGAAUAUGUAACUGAUAUUAUAUACAAGGGUCUUAUUGAUAACAGAGUAAAUGACUUUCGAAUUUGAUUUUCUCCAAACUCUUAUUACACAAACAUAUUCAUUUUUCUGUUAAUAUUCCGUAUAUAGAUAUAUUAUUUUAAAAAGAAAUUUAUUCUAUUA
Molecule: messenger RNA, 1042 nt
Organism: Schistosoma spindalis
Lineage: Eukaryota; Metazoa; Platyhelminthes; Trematoda; Strigeidida; Schistosomatidae
Source: the annotation of a GenBank genome assembly